This is a messenger RNA of Carica papaya (papaya), 2988 nucleotides long. Lineage: Eukaryota; Viridiplantae; Streptophyta; Magnoliopsida; Brassicales; Caricaceae. The record is from RefSeq and is a predicted model, not a curated record.
AAGAGAAAAAUUACAGAACCGUCUUUUCGGAGGAGCAAAAAAUGGAGGCCUCUGCUCCCGAGAAUCUCGACGAGUACUCUUCAUCUUCCACAACCAUCAUCUUCGACAACCCGAUUCCCCUACUCCGGGGCCCCAUACCCGCCGGCAAACCCGAUAACCCGGCAUUAGGCCCCUACGUCCUAGCCUUUAAGUCUAUCGCCGCCUGGUCCGCCGCACGCAAGCGCUGCGAGUCUCGGAUCAUUGAGCAGUGUGAGAAUGGGGCCAGGAUCGGGUGCGCCAUCAGCGCGUCGAGUAAGUGUAAGCCUCCAUGGUGGCGUCUGAAUUCUGUUGAUUUGAAGGAACGAGAGAUUUGCGAGCAGAGAGAGAUGGAGGCUUGUUUGGUUGCAGGAAAGGAGAAGUGCGUUGAAUUUGCGAAAGAGAAGUGUUUCAGGCCGUUCAUGGACGCUAGGGUUGCAGUGAGGAGGAUGGGAGCGAGAAGAAAGGAGGUUGAGAGGUUGGUUUGUUUGGCGUCGAUGCCGGAGAGUAGUACGUGGAGGGAUUUGAUUUGUCUGGAUCAGUUGAGUUCGCGGUUUCUUGGUGAAUUUGAAAUUGGAGUGAUGAAUUUCAGGGCAAGCGAGCUGCUGGGUUCAGAUACUAACUAUGAAUCGGAAUUGUGAGCUGAAGAAGAGGUACACAGAGAUAGAUGAGGAGAACCAAUCGGUUUUCAGCUGAAGAUGGAAGAUGAGGAGCUAGGUGUAUCUAUGACUUCGAUGUUGGAUGGCAGAAGCUACGUGUAGCGACUUGAGAUAUGCAUGAACUAUAUACAGUUAGCCAAAUGGUUCACUCCUGGGUUCUCAUGAGAAGGGUUAUGUACACAUUCUUGCUUUUGUUCAGAAAUUUACUCACACAUGUAAAGAACUUGACAUAUACAUGUACAAACCUGUGAUAGUUUCAGAAGUUCCUGCAUCAUGUGCAGAAAUUUACUCCUAUUAGUUGCCCUUCAAAAAUUAUGUUGAUCUCAUGAGAUGGUGACUUGAUGUAAUGAUAUCAGGCAUCAUAUUUUUAUGUCAUUAAUGUUGUUUUCUUUACAGUUAUUACCAUACGGUGUCAGGAGCUUGCUGAUAAUGCACUGCUUGGCUGAGACCACGUGUUUUGCUGGUUUUGCAAUUGAUGGUUAAAUUUUUUUUUGUUUUUUCACCAUCACAAUUCUCCGUGGCCCUUUCAACUGUCUUUAUCAGGAGAGGCCACUUAUUUGUUUUCCCUGACAGCCCUAGCUCAGAAUUCACUGCAGCCUCUUUACUACUACUCUGUUAUUCAAUUCACUCUUGCUAUUCCCAGCCAUCUUCUAUUGAUUUUUCUUCUUAGGCUGCGGUUUCUCUUGAAUUUUUUCAAAAUUUCCCUUUCUUCCUUCAUUUGAAGCUAAUUUUCUUGUGCUUAUAUUAAAUGUGUCAUUGCUUCUGAAUGGUCCUCAAAAGAAUUUUAGGCAGUCAGACCUACGUAGGUAUUCUGGGUUUCUAGUGCAUGCUAAUGAAUUCAAACUCAAAUGGAUUCUCUGGUACAAGGUUGAAAAAGGUGGUUCUUCUGUUAAGUUUUGAUUGGCUAUGAAAAGUUGAUGUGUUCUUGAGCACUUGAGUUCGCUAUAAGAAUUCAAACCCUGCUGAAUUGAUGGAUAUGAAUCUGUCACUUUGGAAUUGAAGAUAUGAGUGGAGUUGCUUCAUUUUGCGUCAAAUAUUUAAUUAUGAUUGAAUUGUAUGAUAAAUUAGGAAUGAAAUGAGAAUAAAACAGAUAUAAACUAACACAAUAUAAGAGUGAAGAGCGCUUUGCUCGCAAUUGGUUUGCUGGUCCAUUCUCAUCCUGGUGAUUAGUUUCUUGGUUGGCUAGAUGACACAAGUGUGGCAUCAAAACCUUGUUGAGUUUUGCAACUUCAAAUAAACUAGGAGGCUUUUUCUAAAUCUCAUUUAAUUAUCAUGAUGAAAUCCAGCCUAUAGAACAUGGAUGUUAAAUAACUCAGUUUAACAGAAGUAGAACCCUCAUGCUUUCCUGUUGGCUAGGUGGUUUUUGGGUGUUGGGUCAUUUAUCAAUCAGUGUCUGCUCCUAAUUUCAUGAAUUUUCUUGUUAGCAUUGCAUAUGGACAGGCUUUUUUUGGCCUACUGUCAGCAUAACUCUUUCCACAUUAAUGGGCCUGAGAAAGUGGCCCAUUACUAAAAGGCUGGACUGAAACUUACAAGUUAGAACAGGAUUGCUGCAUACUAUUUUCUCAAUCCAAAUUGACUGGCUCGUGUCUUGAUCCAGUUAACCAGUUGGAGAGUCUAGGUGAACAUUCUUGGCCAAUUCAUUUGCUUGCAAUCACUAAACCUUUGCCUGGGAGAGGGCGAGGGGAGGGAAUAUGAGUAACUUGUUCCUUAAAAGGGAACAUUGAGUUACGUCUAUUUCAUGCUUUCUCCCCAACUUAAUAAUUUAUUGUAAGACCAAAAUUCUCAAUCUCUCUCCUCUUCUCCCCUCACUCUUCAACCGGAAUACUGGGGGUUAUUACUUAAAUUAGGAAUUUAUUAAUAUCUCCUAGUAUUAUUUUUUAAGAUUUUGAAACAAAUUGCUACCUAAUGAUGAUCGUACCAAAUGAUUCUUCAGGUUGCUGGUGGACUUUAAGAUCAAUGGUUGUUUUCAAUAGGAUAGUCACAACCAUCAGACCAUUGAGGUAUGAUCAGUAUAAAGAAGGGAAGAUGGAAGUUGCAUGGAAGGGCUCCUUUCCACCUACUCAAAGCACGCAACUCAAACAUUGGACAAUUGAAAAGUGAAGGUACAAGGAAGCUUCCUCUUUCCCUUGUCAUAAAUUUGUUGUUAUCCCCACUCCAUUCAUGCCAUGCCUCCACAAGUCUUGCUUAUAAUAAAGAAUUGGGAAGUGUGUUGAUUUAUAAUUACAAAAAUCUCUCUAGGAUUUUAUUAUAAUUUAAAAUUUUCUGUAAUUUUACCCAUAUAUGUACAAUAAGACCAGUCCAAACAAGUUAUUUC